Molecule: messenger RNA, 423 nt
Organism: Helobdella robusta
Lineage: Eukaryota; Metazoa; Annelida; Clitellata; Rhynchobdellida; Glossiphoniidae
Exons: 3
Coding region: 1-423 (140 amino acids)
Source: RefSeq, a predicted model, not a curated record
AUGGAAAACAUGAAAGACUCCCAUAUGCGUAGUAAGAUGGUGGUCAAAUUAUUCAAAGGAAAGAAAGAACAACAUCCGAAUUCGGCAACACAACCACAAAUCAAACCCAACAACACCACCACUGAUCUUUCUCAGUGCUCUCACCAAGAAUGGCACCAAAAAUUCCAGCUCGAUAACCAAGCUACUGCAACGAUACCUCAUCACACCCACUCUGAAAUAAGAAUGGACAAUUCAGCACGGCCACUUGAACACAACAACGAAAUACUUGGUUUAACAUUUGAUACAACGCUCACCUCCCAACAUCACCGCAGUUCGAUCAAGAAAGUCACCAACAGAAACAACAUUCCUCGGAGACAGAUUGGGCGCCAUAUCGUACAAGGAACAGGUUUCGAAUUUGGCAGAUGCGGCAUUCGAACCAGGUGA